Messenger RNA from Danaus plexippus (monarch butterfly), 1393 nucleotides. RefSeq names its product small ribosomal subunit protein uS9m (gene mRpS9). The coding region runs from base 114 to 1340 and encodes 408 amino acids. NCBI's taxonomy places the organism in Eukaryota, Metazoa, Arthropoda, Insecta, Lepidoptera, Nymphalidae. The transcript has a single exon. Gene Ontology annotation, biological process: translation. The record is from RefSeq and is a predicted model, not a curated record. Gene Ontology annotation, molecular function: structural constituent of ribosome; RNA binding. Gene Ontology annotation, cellular component: ribosome; mitochondrial small ribosomal subunit.
UGACAGUGACAGAUAUUCAGACUAUUCAGAUUUAGAGGUUAGGCUGAAGAACUCUUAAACUUUUCGUUUAAAUCUUUAUUAAUACCAGCAUCAUACAAAUGUAAUUACUCAACAUGAUGCUCUUAAAUUAUAACAUCUCACUAGUUGUGAGGCUUACUACAAAGCAGGCUUUUCCAGUGACUAAACGUGCAAGCUUUGUUAUAAAUAAUCAUAUAUCACAGCAGGUUACUUUAUAUAGCUCAAAGGUAACACCUUCAAAUGAAGAUAUUUAUAAAAAAUUCACUGAUUUUGAGACGUUAAGCAAGAAGAAAACGAUAAGUAAAGCCAUGAAAGCUUAUUUGGAACGAGCUCGAGAGCAUGACGAGUUUAUAAAGAAACAACAAUUCGAAUAUAACAUAGGUAAACGUCACCUCGCUAACAUGAUGGGCGAGGAUCCAGAAACAUUCACUCAAAAAGAUGUGGAUCGCGCCAUUGAAUAUUUAUUUCCCAGUGGUAUUUACGAUCCAGCUGCGAGACCACUAAUGAAGCCACCAGAAGAAGUAUUCCCAACUCGAAAGGCCGCAGAGUUCGAUGAAGCCGGACGUCCGCAUCAUUUUCUAUUUUACACAGGAAAACCAAAUUUUUUCAAAUUAUUAUAUGAUGCAACUGAAACCUUACAGAGUUUGUAUAAGUUUGAGGACAAGGUGAUAAGAAAGAAAGAAAUUCCUGAUCCAAAUGCAAAACUUGAAUUAUUAGCAAGUGUUUGGAUUACAAAAGAUGAAUUGGAACAGUCUUUGGUAGAGAAGUUAACUGACUUAGAAUAUGAUAAUUUUAAAUUAGUUAUGGAAAGAAUAGUUUCAUCACCAUACUCUUAUAGGUGCAAAGAUUUCAUUGAAAAGUACAGAAAACCACUUGCAUCUCAAAGAUUUGCAUUAGAGAUUCCAAAACCGAGUUAUGAUCAAGAUGGCCGUGCUUUUAUUACAACAUAUGAAUGUUUACGUAAAAAAGCUAGAGGUGAUGUAACAAUCAGAUCACCUGGAACGGGCAAGAUAACAAUAAAUGGUAAAGAUUUGACCUAUUUCCACGAUGUACAGUCAAGAGAGCAAGUCAUUUUCCCUUUAAUAUUUAGUGAAAUGUUAGGAAAGGUAGAUGUGGAAUGUAAUAUUGAAGGAGGUGGACCUUCAGGGCAGUCUGGAGCUAUAAGGUGGGGUAUAGCUUGGGGAUUACGUAGCUUCGUUGAUAAGAGUAUGCUUGAAGCCAUGCAAGUAGCUGGUCUACUAACAAGAGACCAUAGAAGGCGUGAACGUAAGAAGCCAGGGCAACCAGGAGCAAGAAAGAAGCCCACUUGGAAAAAGAGAUAAUUUAAAAAUAAGGGUUUACUGAUAGCAUUAGAAUAAAAAUCAGUUAUGCGAAA